CCUCUCCGCUCGGCACGCCCACAAGGCAGCAACGUGAUGCGUCACUGCGUUUACGUUUGGUCGUGACGCCAAGUCUCGCGCGAUGAGGCUUUUGGUGUGGGGAUUUUCUGAAAGACAGGGGGAGGAGCAGGCGUCUUGUGGCUAACAGUUUUGCCGAAGGUUUUCAGAAUGUUGGGUCAGUGAAAGGCCGGAAAAAAAAAUUGGGUCGUUUGGUCCUGUCGCUGUAAAAAUGGCUGAAGACAAAGCUGCUCAGAACUCCCUAGAUCACAGUAAUACUGAUAGACGGCAAAACCAGUGGCGAGGCAAGGCAGAUCACCAUCCACAAGAAGAAGUUGCAUGUCAGUCAGGAGCAGCUGCUUCAGAUUUCAACUUCCUUCCUGGACAAAGUAUACCUGUAUCUCAUGUAGGAAAACAGAUGUCUAGAGAGGAGAAUACAGAAGACACAAGAGCUCAGACAACAUUACAGGGGUCCAGUCCAAUGCCAAUGAGUUUUGGUAAAAUCGACAAAGACAUGUUGAUCUGCAGGCCACAGGCAUAUAAUGUGGCCCAGCAGGCUAAGAAUAAUGAUGUGCCCACAAGAAAAGAAAUUGGAUCUCCAGAGGAGUCAAAUCAGAGAUACUGGGGCUUGUUUCAAUGCUCUUUCUGCAAUUUUGUUUUUCAAGACCUUUCUGACCUUGUGCAGCACCAGGAAACUCACAAUCAGGACAAGUUUCAGGGCAUUGGCCAAGAACUUGUGCAGCUGGAUCAAACGGAGAGUGCUCAUUGUGAGUGGAGGCAGUACCGUUGCAUUGUGUGUGAUAAGACUUUCUGCAAACAGUCCUCGCUAGUCACUCACCUUCGUAUACACACAGGUGAAAAACCAUAUUCUUGUCAUGUAUGUAGAAGGAAGUUUAAUCAACGCACAAGCCUAACUGUUCACCUUAGAACACAUACUGGUGAGGCUCCAUUUCGUUGCCCCACGUGCAAUAAGAGUUUCAGACAGCAAUCCAACCUUACACAUCACAUGAAGAGCCACCAAAGAGCUGAUGAACUUGAUGGAUGUGACUGGAGUGAAGAAAACAGAGCCCCAGGAUUUCCACUGAUGUAUCUUGUUUCGGAAGGGGAUGAAUUCAGCAAUGAAGUAUGGGGCUCCAAGGCACCUAUUAUCAAAGGGGAUAAAGAAGAAGAGUUUGCUUCUUGCAAAAGACCCUUUGUCUGUGGACACUGUUUUAAGCGCUUCACACACCAGUCCAAUCUUAUGGUUCAUCAGCGCAUUCAUACAGGGGAUCGUUCUUAUCGUUGCCAAGAAUGUGGUAAACAUUUUACAAGGCGGACUAGCUUGAUGGUUCACUUGAGAGGGCACACUGGUGAGAUGCCGUACUCCUGUCAGCAAUGUGGUAAAAGUUUUCGGCAGCAAUCCAAUCUCCUCUACCACAUGAAGAGUCAUGCUGGACAAAAUGAUGCAGCUACAGGCAAUACAAGCAAAAAUAUAGUGAAACUUUCAGGGCAGCUGAUUGGGCCAUCAGGUCAGUAUGUGGAGAGAGAAAAUCCACGUCCAGAAAACCUUGGCAGUAAUGGAGUUGCUAAAGUUCCUGAGAACCAAAUGAGGGUUUAUCAAUGCAACCAGUGUUCAAGAUGGUUCCCUAGCACUUCCAGUCUCUUGCUUCAUCAAAAGUUUCAUAUGGAACAGCCAAGUAACAUUAUGCAGAGCAGAGAAGUUCAGGUUCAAUACCCCAUAGGUAUAAGCCAACCACAUACUUUCACAGGGAACGUGCUUAUUUCCCAACAAGAACAAGAAAGGAGUCAACAGCAACAAUUCAGACUUUUCUCUCGAAUGGAUGGAGGAAACAAUGUUCCAGGAACGCUUAAUAGCUCUGCACCAAAAGUCAGCCCACAGCCAGGAUCCUUCUCUGGGUAUCGUAAACCUGGAAGUGCAGCAGACGUGGGGCCUAUUAAGGGAUCUUUCCAAAUAAGGGGUAGAGGAAGACCUAGGAAGAAUAUCUGGUUAGGGUCAGGACAAACAGCCAUGGGAGGUCUCGGAACAGUGAAAUCUAUUCAUAAAUGUUGGAAGUGCCCUCGACGUUUCAAUAAUAGAUCAAAUUUAAUUGUCCAUUUACGAAUCCACACAGGGGAAAAGCCUUAUCAGUGCUGGAAGUGUGACAAAAGGUUUCGACAACAAUCGAACCUGAUCCAGCAUCUUCGAAACCAUGAGGAGUUCCGUGAUGAAGAUGAUGUUGCAAGACCAAAGAAGGAAAUGAAUAGACCAAGGCAAAGUGGGAAGAAUUUUCACAAUACAGAAAUGCUUUCUUCAUCUGGUGCACCCCAAACUCACUGGAGUUUUUUUCCUUUAGCUGAUGGGAACGUUGUGAAUCAAAACCGACAGUUGCUGGAGGUGUCCCCAGUCUCACGGUUAGAGGAUGCUGCAUCUCACAGUGACUGCAGCAACGAGACCAUAGGGAAUGAAUCCAUUCAUCUCCCAGCUGAGGGGUCCUAUAAGUGUGGCAGUUGCUUUAAGACAUUUAACCACAAAUCCAACCUGUUGGUCCAUGAGCGUAUCCACUCAGGAGACAAGGCCUAUCGUUGUCAGGAAUGUGGGAAACAAUUUAGUCAACGUACUAGUUUAAUGGUGCAUCUCAGGACACAUACAGGGGAGAUGCCCUACUCCUGCCAGCAAUGCAGGAGGCGUUUUCGUCAGCAGUCUAAUUUACUUUACCACAUAAAGACCAACACAGUCCACGGGCAGCUUAAAUGUACAGCAGAGAACUUUAUUAACUCAGUUUCUAGAAUUGAUUCUGGGGAGGAGAAUAGAAUUUGUUCUGAGGUGGACUCGGUUCCUGGACAAGCACAGGCUUGGAUGCAUCUAGAACCAAGUUCUAAGGCUGAAACUGCACCAGCCUUGACCCAGGAGGCAGUAAAGGAGGAGUUUUCCUGCCCUGACUGCGACAAAGUAUUUAUUCAUCAGUCAAACCUGCUAGUCCACCAACGAAUCCAUUCUGGAGAACGGGCAUACCGAUGCCAUGAGUGCAACCGCCAGUUCAGCCAGCGCACUAGCCUGAUGAUACAUUUGCGCACUCACACCGGAGAGAUGCCCUAUGCUUGUCAGUGUUGUGGCAAGAGAUUCCGCCAGCAGUCGAAUCUGUUGUAUCACUUAAAGAGCCAUGCCAACCAGAUGUCUGGCCUGGAUGUUAUUGCAAGUGCAGAGUAUGUAGUUCCAAAGACAAGAGGUCGACCACGCAAAUGUGAUUCCAACGAUGAGAGGCGAGCAAAAAAUAUUAUGCCGAGGGGCAAACGUACCUUUAAGUGCGUGGAGUGCCCACGGCGCUAUAACUUAAUGUCCAACUUAGUUGCUCAUCAGAGAUCCCAUGAUCGGCAAGCACUGCAUACGUGUUCAGAUUGUGGGGAAGGUUUCCUUCAGCAAAGUUACCUCACCGUGCACAAGAAACGCCACACCGAGCGAGACCUUCCGGACCAUGCUGGCCAGUUUUGUUGGAAACAGAACCAAGAGUUGAUCAGAAACCCAAGCGUAGAGGAAGAGAGGGGAGUUCUUUAUACACAACAUGAAAAGUAACCUAAUUGCUAUUUUCCGAAUCUUUGGUACACAUACAAAGGGAGACCUGACCUGUUAAGAUGCAAGAGCAAUAUUUUUUUUUUUAAGUAGACCAGGUUUUUGGGGGAGUGAGCUGCAAACAUGGGUUCUUUACCAUCUUGGUUCCUUAAAAAUGCAGAAUAAGAGUUGCCUCAACUCUUCAGCUGAACUCCUCUUGAAAGCCACAAAUUUCAGGCAAUGACUAUUCUGAUCUUGUGCGAUGCUGUCUAAAAUUUGCUGUUGACCUGUGCCAUUCCUUUUUACAUGUAGAAUUGUGUUGUCCGAUGUGUGUCUUUUGCGUGUUGCUGAAAUACAGCAAAGCUUAUCCUCCAUACAUGGCAGCAGUGAUGCAAAUUGUAGUUGAGUAACAACCGAGGGGACAACGUUUGAACUCCUCUGUCUGAACUUUGUGAAAGGUGGGUUAAUAAACUAUAACCCAUAUAUGGGUUAAGUUACUAUAGCCACUUGGCUAGUGAACAAACACCUUCAUACCAGUGAAUGAUGCGAUAGGUAGUUUGUAACACUUGGCUCAGAGAACAAGUCAUGUAAAGCAGUGCUUCUUUCUUAGAUAAUCCUAAAGCUUCAAAUUCCCCUGUUGUUUUUAUAUAAUUACGGUAACACGGGAAGCACUUUUUAUUCAACGUAUAUAUUAAAAGCAACUCCAGAUGGUGCCCAUGAAAAACAAAAACUGAAACUUCUGUUUUAAUUGGACAAAAUAUUAAUUCCAGCAUGUGGUGGAAUAAAAAAAGAAAGCUUUGAAAAAAAAAA
Messenger RNA from Xenopus laevis (African clawed frog), 4333 nucleotides. Its product is annotated as zinc finger protein Xfin-like. Bases 230 to 3547 code for a protein of 1105 amino acids. The record is from RefSeq and is a predicted model, not a curated record. The transcript is spliced from 2 exons. Lineage: Eukaryota; Metazoa; Chordata; Amphibia; Anura; Pipidae.